Molecule: messenger RNA, 3439 nt
Organism: Solea senegalensis (Senegalese sole)
Lineage: Eukaryota; Metazoa; Chordata; Actinopteri; Pleuronectiformes; Soleidae
Product: potassium voltage-gated channel subfamily A member 2
Exons: 2
Coding region: 1536-3032 (498 amino acids)
Biological process (GO): protein homooligomerization; potassium ion transmembrane transport
Cellular component (GO): voltage-gated potassium channel complex; dendrite; membrane
Molecular function (GO): delayed rectifier potassium channel activity; protein binding
Source: RefSeq, a predicted model, not a curated record
AAAAUUAUAUGUAUGUCUUGUAUGUUCAAAAGCCUCUCGUAGCAUUGAAAUAAAAGAUGAACAAAUGAUAAUUAUAAAUUAAUCUUAAUAUGUUCAUGAGGCAUUUUGAACAAUAAUCGUCCUGGAGAGACAGCUGAUAUCAGUCCUGUGCUGUAUUUUAAGGAACCUUCAAGCCUAAAUGUUACCAUAUUUUAAUCCGAAGGGACAAUGAUACAAUAAAAAGUGUUUUUGUGGAUCUUUUGUUGACAUAUAAGGGAUUCUUUUUUGUUUUUUUUACAUACUGCAUUGAGGAUGUCCAAUGCCACCCUGCCGCUCCUUCUUGCCACUCCUUUGCCACCCAAUGUCAAAUGUUGCAUCCCUGCUGAUCAGUGCAGGAGACGUGGGGCCCUUUAAACUGCCCACACUGCAGCUGAGGUAAGAAGUGGAGUGCGGAUGGAGAGCCUAUCAUGUUUUAUUGCCUUUGCCUUCUACAUCACCACACGUCUCUCUUGGUAUGCAGAGCAAUGCCUGACUGCAGGUUUGACUAAGCUUUAUAUAUCAGCCCAUGCAGCGGUCAGUGCUCACUCUGUUUCCUCCUCACCUUCCUCCUGAGCUGCAGGUCCAAUAAAAGGUCGCCUAUAAGCUUACAGUAUGUGUUUCUGUGUGUGUCUCCCUCAUAAUCCUCUGUCCCAAUGGGCGAUUCUUUCAUCCACGUCGUUACAAGUCAGUGUCUGAGGACGCUGUUCUGCUCUAAUGGGAACGUGUGUGUGUGUGUGUGUGUAGUAGGCGUUGGGACGCAUGCACUUACUCUGCAUGAGCUCUAUGUGCAGCCCAGACUCUGCAGUCAGUCACGUCGGGAUGGAAAUAUGAAAAGAAGACAUUAAAAUGGGUGUAUUGAAAUGAAGAGGUCGUCUAAUUAUUACUUAUUGGUAAUAAGAUCAUCUUAUUUGAAGCCACUCUCUGUGGACUGUUUUUACCUUUGCGGCUUUCUGCAGCCGUAACCUGUCACGCGUCACGGCAGCGUGGAGCGGGAACAGUGGAGGCUGAUCAUUCUGCUGAUCCCAGCACCUUUUGGUUGUUAAGGGAAGCACCGGCGUCUCCUUGAUCGUUUCCCUCCUCCCUUUUUCUUUUUUUUUUUUUUGUGCCAAUCGCCAUCCCACGACAGCAGGAGGAAAGGAGACGGGGAGGGGGGAAAGCGAGGACACACCCGCACAUACUGUACCCGCUGUACACGGUGAGGAUGCCGCAGACAACAUGAGGUGAAUUUCAUCCACUGUCUCACAUUGGAAAAUUCAUAUCUAUAUUUUUUGUACUCUCUCUACAUGAAGUCAGGAGACCUGAGUGUCGCAGCAGCUUAUUCGCCUUCCUGGUCACAGCAGGAGCUUCAACUCCCACCAGACACGAAGAUGAUGUUAGCAGUCAGACCCUAGGUGACAUCCUGUGGCCGUCAGGUCUUUACGGUGUUGAGCCCCCUCCCUCUCCUGGUUCCUGCCUGCAGUUCUCCAGGCUGCAGGACCCAGACUCACUGAAAAGUGCAGGCCUCCUCUCCCUGCAGAAUGACUGUUGCCACAGGCGACCCCUCUGACGAGGCGGCUGCACACCCGGGACACCCACAGGACUACGACCCGGAGGCCGACCAUGAGUGCUGUGAGAGGGUGGUCAUUAACAUCUCAGGGCUGCGCUUUGAGACACAACUCAAAACCCUCUCCCAGUUCCCAGAGACGCUUCUGGGGGACCCCAAAAAGAGGAUGCGGUACUUUGACCCGCUGAGGAAUGAAUACUUUUUCGACAGGAACAGACCCAGCUUUGACGCCAUAUUGUAUUAUUACCAAUCAGGGGGCCGGCUAAGAAGGCCGGUUAACGUCACCCUUGAUAUUUUCUCAGAGGAAAUUCGCUUCUAUGAGCUGGGCGAGGAGGCCAUUGAGAUAUUCAGAGAAGAUGAGGGCUUCAUCAAGGAGGAAGAGCGGCCCCUUCCAGAUAAUGAGUUUCAGAGACAGGUGUGGCUGCUGUUCGAGUACCCAGAGAGCUCAGGUCCUGCUAGGAUUAUUGCCAUAAUCUCUGUCAUGGUCAUCCUGAUAUCUAUAGUCAGUUUCUGCUUGGAGACGCUCCCCAUAUUUCGCAACGAUGAGGAUGAUAUGCACAAGUCUCACUCGGAAAUCUAUUCACCUGAGACCAACACCACAAUUAUCAGAUACACGUCCACCUACUUCACCGACCCAUUCUUUGUCCUGGAGACCCUUUGCAUCAUAUGGUUCUCCUUUGAGUUCCUGGUGCGCUUUUUUGCCUGCCCCAGCAAAGCGGGAUUUUUUGUUAAUUUAAUGAACAUUAUUGAUAUUGUUGCCAUCAUCCCUUACUUUAUCACUCUCGGCACAGAGCUUGCCGAGAGCCCAGAGGAUGGUCAAGCUGGUCAGCAAGCCAUGUCUUUAGCCAUUCUCAGGGUCAUCCGCUUAGUACGAGUCUUCAGGAUUUUCAAGCUUUCUCGUCACUCCAAGGGGCUUCAGAUUCUGGGUCAGACCCUGAAAGCCAGCAUGCGAGAGCUCGGUCUGCUCAUUUUCUUCCUCUUCAUUGGAGUCAUUCUUUUCUCCAGCGCGGUCUACUUUGCCGAAGCAGACGAGCCCGAAUCCCAGUUUGAAAGCAUCCCAGAUGCGUUUUGGUGGGCAGUAGUGUCUAUGACGACAGUUGGUUACGGUGAUAUGGUUCCAACUACCAUUGGUGGAAAAAUUGUGGGCUCCCUCUGUGCCAUUGCAGGUGUGCUGACCAUUGCCUUGCCAGUGCCUGUCAUAGUGUCCAACUUCAACUACUUCUAUCACCGUGAGACGGAAGGUGAAGAGCAGGCACAGUACCUACAGGUCAGUGUCACCAAAGCAGAUUCAGCGGAGGAGCUGAAGAAGAGCCGGAGUGGCUCCACCAUCAGCAAAUCGGACUACAUGGAGAUCCAGGAAGCUGUGAACAACAGCAAUGAGGAGUUUCAGGAGGAGAACCUCAAGACAGCCAACUGCACAUUGGCCAACACAAACUAUGUAAACAUCACCAAAAUGCUCACAGACGUGUAGUCAUCUGUGGAUUUCCUUCCCCGUGACAGCGGGUAAUGUGGAGCUGAGCAGCUGGACGGGACAGGUGUACCCUCCAGCACCUCAACAGAGCUGGAAAAAUUAAGGCAGUAGAAUUCAGGAUGUUGACGAUGACCGACGGUGAAAAAAAAUAAUCACAUAAACCAUUUGCUCUGUCUCAUCCCAUCGUCACUCUGUACAACCUGCCCGUAAAACUCCUGAUAAACUGUCAAAGAAGGUGAAAUUUCAAAUUUUGUUUCUGCAUGGAUUCGGCUUUGUCUGCUUGGCUGAUGCCUAAAAAUUUCCUAUUCACGACGGUAGCCAACAAUAGCGUAUAAUAAUAAGGGAGAAAACACAGCAAGAUAAAAAAAAAAAAAGAAAAGUAAAUUGCUAAAAAAAAAGAAGAAAAA